This is a messenger RNA of Rhagoletis pomonella (apple maggot), 1432 nucleotides long. RefSeq names its product protein ALP1-like. The record is from RefSeq and is a predicted model, not a curated record. The transcript has 2 exons. Lineage: Eukaryota; Metazoa; Arthropoda; Insecta; Diptera; Tephritidae. The coding region runs from base 46 to 1257 and encodes 403 amino acids.
CACCAGAUUCGUUGGUUUUCAUAAAGUUGCAUUUGGCUGUACAAAAUGUUGACUCGAAAUGCUGAACAAGUUUUGAGAAUUUUCCUAAUUUUAGCGAAAAUGCGUAAAUUAAAACUGCGAUUAAAACAGAAGCGCCGAUUUUGGGUUCGGAAAUUGUACUUAGAGCGACACAAAUAUGGAUUGUUUGAAAGUUCAUUAAGAAACUUGGCUGCAGAUGAGGAGCAGUUUAACAAUACAUUAAGAAUGCCCUUUUCGUUAUUUAAUGUGCUGCACGAAUUUCUGGAGGCUUCGCUGACCAAAUAUUCAAUCAGAACACCAAUAUCGAGUCGCUGCAGACUAUUUAUAACCCUGAUAUAUUUGGCUCACGGUGGCACUCGGCAAUUCCACACAAUAGUUCACAGGAUCGGCCUGACGACUUUCAGGAAGAUUACGUUGGAGACAUGUAUGACCAUAUGGGAUCUGUUAGCUGACCUGUAUGUGGCGACCCCGUCAGAAACGGAAUGGGGACGUAUUUCCAAUGAGUUCAAGUCGCUGUGGAAUAUGCCCAACUGCGUUGGUUCCAUCGACGGAAAGCACAUUAAUAUUACCUGUCCAGCAAAUUCAGGGUCGAUGUACUAUAAUUACAAAGGCAAUUAUAGUAUCGUGCUUUUGGCCGUAUGUGAUGCCAAUUAUACCUUUACCUGCGUUGACAUCGGAGCAUAUGGAAGUCAAAGCGAUGGCGGUGUCUACCACUUUUCAAAACUGGCAGAUGCUAUUGAAAAUGAUAGGCUCGGCCUUCCACAUGAUCAGCCUCUGCCAGGAGAAACCGAGCCAUUUUCACAUUAUUUAGUAGGAGAUGCAGCUUUUCCCUUACGGCGUUAUUUAAUGCGACCAUAUCCGGGUAGAGGUAUUCCAGAAGAGCAAGAGUAUUUCAAUAAAAGACUCUCUCGUGCAAGAAGAGUUAUAGAAAACGCAUUUGGAAUACUCACUGCCAAAUGGAGAAUAUUGAGAACGACGCUAUGCAUGGCCCCGAAAAAUGCAGAACAAAUAGUGAAAGCUUGUAUUGUCUUGCAUAAUUUUAUUAAGCUUUCGUGUGCAAACUAUGUAGCAAGCGAUUUCGUUGAUCGCUACGAAGAGGAUGCCACCAUCGCUGGCUCAUGGCGAAACGAAGUAGUUCCAUUGCCCUCAAUAAGUAGGGUGUCAUCGAACCGAGGCAUUUCAAAUAAUUAUGAUUUAAGGGAUGCUCUGAAGACACAUCUUUUUAACAAUAAAAUUUAAAUAAUUACUACUCACUGAAUAUGCUUUGUUUUUAUUAUUUAAGAUAGAAAACAAGAAUUUGAACUCACAGUAUGAGGGCACUUAUUGGUAAUGUUUUAAAUGUCGUCACAUCUUUCAGGUUUUUAAAUUAAUUUUUGUUCAAGGUAAGUAUGGCGUUAACAUAACAUAUAUUUCA